Molecule: messenger RNA, 2303 nt
Organism: Xenopus laevis (African clawed frog)
Lineage: Eukaryota; Metazoa; Chordata; Amphibia; Anura; Pipidae
Exons: 13
Coding region: 1412-2041 (209 amino acids)
Source: RefSeq, a predicted model, not a curated record
AGACAGGUGGAGAAGUAUGCAAGGCAUUGUGGGAAGCGGAGUCUUACCUGAAGGAGGGUUGGUUUCUCUGUGCAGAAAUAAUACAAUUGCAAUUACCUGUAAAGGAAUAUUUUGAUGUUAUUUCAUAUUUUAAAUGUGCUUGGGCAUCCCCUUUAAAUUCAUUGUCCUCAGUUAGGGGGCAGCUACAGGUAAGGUGCCUAAUCAGAGAACCCCAAUGACCAGAAGGGGCAGGAAGUGAAUUAGUGGCAGGAAGUGAAUUAGGGGCAGGAAGCGAAUUAGGGGCAGGAAGCGAAUUAGGGGCAGGAAGUGAAAUAGGUGCAGAGAUACAGAACUUCCUGUGCUUGGUGGUUUAGCUGAUCGGUAACCAGGGACUGAGAAUGAGAACGUGGGAGGGAACGCUCACUUCUCUGGUCCAAAUAGUCAGCUGACCCAGGAAACCACUGCUCAUCUGGGAGGGACUGCGUGCCAGCAAUGUUGCAGCAAAGCAAAAAGACUGUAUCCUGCCUCUGAGAGACAGACAGACAGAGACACAGAGACAGAGAGAAGAGCACCAGCUAGAGAUACACAGUUACAAGGGUGAAGGAGAAGGAACUGAAUAAAGAAGGAGUCAAGAUACUGAGCUGGAAGAGAAAAGGUUUCAGCAGAAUUCUAGAUAAUGACCACAUCACAUUCUCAGGAAAGUGAGAUAAAAAGUGGAGUGAGUGCAAAAAGGGGAAGGAAAAGAGCAUAACGGGCAAGGGAAAGAAGAAGUGGAAGGGAGAGGCUCUCAACCAAGAGGGACAGAUAGGCAAAGAGAGAAGAAGAAGAGGGAAGGAAGAGGGCAAAGAGAGAAAGAUAAAGCUUAAGUAAGAAAGAGAAAUAGGAGAGUAAAGCAAAAAGGACAAAAAGUAGCUAAACAAUAGAUACUAGAGAUAGACAGCAGAAGUGCAAGAGGAUGAGGAACAACCAAGGAUAAAAGAAAGGUUAGAAAUAUGAGAGUAAACUUAUAGAAACAGAGGUCCGGAUAUAAAAGUGAAGCAACAAGAAAAGGUCAAAGAGAACAAGAAGCCAGAGAAAUAUAAUAGAGACAAAAGAGACAGAGAGAGAAGCUAAAGAUAAGGACAAGAAGGUGAGAGUCACCAUGAGAGUGUAGAUAACAGAGGCUAGAGAUCAAGAGAAGGGGAAAGUUAAAGAGGUGUAAUCCGGAAGGAGAUGCUUUACGUACCAUAAGGAACAGAAGGGUAGGGGAGAAGGAGGCGCAAAAAGGACUAGAGAUAAGAGGAUAAAAAACGGUGAGGAGCAUAGGGUUACGGUAGAAAGAAAGCUUAGGGUAAAUAGAGGGGCAAGGACAAAGAGGAGCUGGCAAAAGUAGAGGUUACAAAAAGAACAAGACAGAGUUAGAGAAGAAAGCAAAGCUCUAGAGGGAACAGGGAUGCACUUGGCUCCAGAAGAAGACCUGUCCCACUCUACAGACAUUCAGUGGAUUCUUGGAGGACUUGGCAUUUCCAUCAUGGCAUUUCUUUUGGGUUGUAUCACCUGCUGGCAAAGGAAGGAGCGCUUUAUUGCCCCGAGACGGCCGGCACCCCCGACUCCAGAACCUGGAUCCCUCUCACAAUACCACAUGGCAGAUGCAGAUGACUAUGAAGAAGAUUUUGAAGUCCCCGCUCCAAGGAAAGAGCCUCCUAAAACCAAACAAUAUUCUCCAUCUCCAAGGAAAUUCACAACCGAAACCAACAGUCACAGCAGCUACGCAAACGUAGAUCCUGAGCCCAGUUAUGAAAACGUUGAUAACAGUGCAUCUAACAAUCUUCGCCCAGUAAAUGAUCACACGUACCUGAAACUCAUUGCCGAGGAUGAGACCACCAAAGAGACACAUUUGACUGCUACACAGGCAACAAUGCACACCACGCCCCCCUGUGAUGGACUAACUACACAAGAUCCCUUGAAGGGCAGCAGGAAAUCCAUGUCCAUCCCAGAAAGCCUGAGCAAUUCCUAUGAGAAUGUGAUGCAGCAAAGCUCCCCCACAAGCUUGGAGCUGAACCCAGAUUAUGUAAACGUGUAACAGGAGCCCCAACCUCUGGCUGGAGAACAGGAAGGGUGGGCAUCGGGGCACGGGGAAGCUUUUCUAUGACUUUCCAGGAGCUCUUCAUCUGCUCCAUAGACUCAUUGGAACUUUUAGUGGCUUCCAUCUGAAACCCAAUCAAAAUUGUAGAACUCUGCACAAGUAGGGCUUCAUAGUCCCCAUGCCUUAAUGCAGUGAUCCCCAACCAGUAGCUCGUGAGCAACAUGUUGCUCCCCAACCCAUUGGAUGUUGCUCCCAGUGG